AUGUCAGGUGCAAAAAUCUCUCUUGACAAAACGAAAAGCACAACUAAAAAAACAAAAACCAUGUACAAAAAGGGUGAAGGUGUACCAGACUUUGUACUUUUAAAUCAAAUUACAGAGAAUGAUUUCUUGGAGAAUCUUAUAACAAGACAUAAAUCUGAUCAGAUUUAUACCUACAUUGGAGAUGUAGUCAUUUCUUCCAAUCCCUUUAAAAAGAUGAAUAUCUACAAUGAAAGUGAUAUCAAAAAUUAUAAUGGAAGAUAUAAAUAUGAAAUGCCUCCUCAUAUUUAUGCAUUAGCAAAUGAUGCAUAUAGAGCAAUGAGACAAAAUCAAGAAAAACAAUGUGUCAUCAUUUCAGGAGAAUCUGGAGCAGGCAAGACAGAGGCAUCUAAAAAGAUUAUGCAAUUCUUGACCUUUGUCAGCAAGAAUCAAAGUGAUCGUGGAGACAAGAUUGCCAAGAUGUUGCUAGAGUCUAAUCCGCUGCUCGAAGCAUUUGGCAAUGCAAAGACAUUGAGAAACGACAAUUCAAGUCGUUUUGGUAAAUACAUGGAGAUGCAAUUUGACUAUGUUGGUACACCAUCUGGUGGCAAGAUUACAAACUAUCUCUUGGAAAAGUCACGUGUCGUUGGUAGAGCCCAAGGUGAACGUAAUUUCCACAUCUUUUACCAAAUGCUCAAAGGAUUGAAUCAAGCCAAACUGACCGAACUCGGUCUCAAUGCAAGUGCCACUAGUUUUAAUUAUUUGAAAAACAGUACUUGUAUUGAUGUUGCCACCAUUGAUGAUGUUGCCGAUUUCAAAGCAGUCGUCAAAGCAAUGGAAACUUUGGGUCUCAAAGAUGAAGAUCAAAAUUCAAUUUGGAGAAUCCUUGCUUCCAUCCUUCAUAUUGGUAAUAUUACUUUUAAAGAAUUACCUGAUCAAACUGUUGGUACUUCUUCUGUUGGUGUUGUUGAUCAAAAAUCAUUAGCAUCAGCAGCAGCAUGUUUAAAAACAGAUGUUGGAACAUUAUCAAGAUCAUUAACUUAUAGAUCAAUUAAUACUGGUGUUGGUAAAAGAUGUUCAGUUAUUUCAGUACCAUUGGACAAUGAACAAGCAGUAUUUUCAAGAGAUGCUCUUGCCAAAGCACUCUAUGAAAGAUUAUUCCAAUGGCUUGUUGGAAAGAUUAAUCAACAAAUUAAUAAUCCUGAAAAGGGUCUCGUAAUUGGUAUCUUGGAUAUUUAUGGUUUUGAAGUUUUUGAAAAAAAUAGUUUUGAACAAUUAAAUAUAAAUUAUUGUAAUGAAAAAUUACAACAAUUAUUUAUUGAAUUAACAUUAAAGAGUGAACAAGCAGAAUAUAAAAAUGAAGGUAUUGAAUGGAAAGAUAUUGAUUAUUUCAAUAACAAACCAAUUUGUGAUUUAAUUGAAAAACGUCCAAUUGGUCUCAUUUCAUUAUUAGAUGAAGCUUGUUUAAUUGCAAAAUCAACUGAUCAAACUUAUUUACAAAAUAUUCAAAAUAACUUUGAUAAACAUGAAUAUUUUCAAUCAUAUCAAUCAACAAGAGAUAGAAGUAUUGGAGAUGGAUGUUUUAGAUUAAAACAUUAUGCAGGAGAUGUAACAUACAAUGUUGGAGGAUUUUUAGAAAAGAACAAGGAUACAUUGUUUGGUGAUUUGAUUACAAGUAUGCAAAUGAGCAAGGAUCCACUUAUUUGUUCACUUUUCCCCAGUCCAAAGCCAGAAGAUUCUAAAAAGAGACCAGAGACUGCUGGAAGUCAAUUCCGUACUGCCAUCAAUUCUUUAAUCUCUACUCUUUUGGCUUGUUCACCACACUAUGUUCGUUGUAUCAAGAGUAAUGAUAACAAGCAAGCUGGUGUCAUUGACGAGGAACGUGUUCGUCAUCAAGUACGUUAUCUUGGUCUAUUGGAAAACGUUCGUGUCCGUCGUGCCGGUUUUGCCAAUCGUCAAACCUAUCAACGUUUUUCUCAACGUUAUAAAAUGUUGACCAAGGAAACAUGGCCAACUUUCAAGGGUAACCCUCGUCAAGCCACCGAAGCCAUCCUAAAGGCUCACAACAUUCCCAAGGAAGAGUUUAGAAUGGGCAAGACCAAGGUAUUUAUCCGUUCACCCACCACCCUCUUUUACUUUGAGGAAAAACGUGAAGCCGAACUUCCACGUAUCGCUACCCUCAUUCAAAAGACUUGGAGAGGUCAUUGUGCUCGUAGUCGUUGGAAUCAACGCAAGGCUGCCAUCAAGAUUCAACUCUUUUAUCGUACCUAUCGUUUCAAAAAGUGGUUUAGAGAAUUGCAUCGUGUAUUCAAUGACGUUAAAAACGAUCCAAAAUAUGGAAAGUUUACAGUUUGGCCCAAGAACCCAUCGGUAUUGGAUCGUGCAGUCAUGUUGAUUCAUCGUGUUCACAAUACAUGGCGUGCAGAACGUAUGGUCUUGGCUCUUGGUCCCAGCGCUCCUGCCAUGCGUCAAAAGGUCCUUGCCUAUGACUUGUUCAAGGGUAAAAAGAAAUGGAACUGUGCUCGUCUCUUUGAUGCCGAUUACCUCGAAAAGACCACCAAUCCAAACCAAUCAAAAUACGUCAUUGCCAUGCAAAACCUCUUCCAAACCUAUGGAGAUACCGAAGUUUUGUUUGCCGACUAUGUAACCAAGGUCAAUCCAAAAGGUGUCCCACAAAAGCGUGGUGUCGUCGUUACCAAUGCCAACAUUUACAAACAUGACCCCAAAAACUACAAGGUCAAGAAAUGGGGUACUCCAUUGGCUGACAUUUCUUCCAUCUCUUGUUCUCCCAAUAAUGAUACCUUUGUUGUCAUUCAUUGCAAGGCUCCAAGUCGUGAUUUUGUAUUAGACGUUGGUAUCAAUGGUUAUGAAGCUGUAUCUGAAAUUGUUACAGUCAUUGUUCAACAAGUUCAAAAGUUGACUGGUAUUCGUCUCACCGUUCACUUUGCUCAACAAAUCACUUUCAACAAUGCUCGUCCAAAAGGUAGUGACACUCAAUUAUCAUUCCAACAAUCAAAUGAUCCAAAAGUUGAUGGUAGCCAAUAUAAAAAGAUUAAAUCUGGUCAAGCUACAAUUCUCUAUAAAUAA
Molecule: messenger RNA, 3063 nt
Organism: Cavenderia fasciculata
Lineage: Eukaryota; Evosea; Eumycetozoa; Acytosteliales; Cavenderiaceae
Gene: myoE
Product: myosin IE
Exons: 7
Coding region: 1-3063 (1020 amino acids)
Biological process (GO): vesicle transport along actin filament; actin filament organization
Cellular component (GO): plasma membrane; myosin complex; microvillus
Molecular function (GO): actin filament binding; ATP binding; microfilament motor activity
Source: RefSeq, a predicted model, not a curated record